CACCAGAGCAGGAAGAGAAAGCAAAACUCAGCAGCUGGAUUUUGUGUCGAGGUGAAAAUGAACUCUUUUAGGACGAAAACAAGAAGGAUGGAGGGAAAGAGAUCAGACUCACCAGAACCCAGCUCGGUGUCCAUGAAGAGUCAGUGGACAAAGGACCAUUCAGUAUACUUCAGAGACAGAGACAGUUCUGCUGAUCUGAGAAUGAUGGAGGGAAAGAGAUCAGACUCACCAGAACCCAGCUGUGUGUCCAUGAAGAGUGAGAUGUCAGUGGGACGUCUAGCUGCCUUCAGAGACCGAGACGGUUCUGCUGAUGUGAGACCACAAAAGAAGAAAUCAAACAUCAGCAGAAGUCAACUGGAGUCCAUAUUCAAGGAGCUGGAACACAAAGUCAUCGCUGUGAUACAGAAGGAGCUGAAAAGGUUUAAGAAGCUCCUGAGUCCAGAUUCCCCAGCAUGCUCUGAGAGGGAGGUGGAGGAUGAGGAGGAUCAGAGCAGCAUCAGAGAGGGAGUGCUGAAGAUCACACUGCACUUCCUGAAGAACAUGAACCACACAGAUCUCGCUCACACACUGCAGAACAAGUCUGCGGUCUCUGUGUGUCAGCAAAAGCUGAAAUCCCACCUGAGAGAGAAGUUCAAAAGAAUUAAUGAAGGAAUCUCACAGCAUGGAAGCUCAGCUCUUCUGAAUGAGAUCUACACAGAGCUCUACAUCACAGAGGGUUGGAGUGGAGACGUCAAUAAAGAACAUGAGGUGAGACAGAUUGAGACAGCGUCCAGGAGACCAGCAACACAGGAGACACCCAUCAAAUGUAAUGAUCUCUUUCAAGACACGUCCAUCAGAAGUGUGCUGACUAAAGGAGUUGCUGGAAUUGGAAAAACAGUCUCUGUGCAGAAGUUCAUUCUGGACUGGACUGAAGGAAAAGCGAAUCAGGACGUCACCUUCAUGUUCCCACUUCCCUUUAGAGAGCUGAAUCUGACGAAGCAGGAAAAUCUCAGUCUGAUGAAUCUCCUUCAUCACUUUUUCCCAGAAAUGAGAGAACUAGGAUUAAUAGAUUGUAACAUUUACAAAGUCCUGUUGAUCUUUGAUGGUCUGGAUGAGUGUCGAUUUCCUCUAAAUUUCCAGAACAGUGAGAGAUUGUGUGAUGUGACAGAGUCGGCCUCAGUGGAUGUGCUGCUGACAAACCUCAUCAAGGGGAAUCUGCUUCCCUCUGCUCUCCUCUGGAUAACCUCUCGUCCAGCAGCAGCCAAUCAGAUCCCUCCUGAGUGUGUAGACCAGGUAACAGAGGUACGAGGGUUCAGUGAUCCUCAGAAAGAGGAGUACUUCAGGAAGAGGAUCAGUGAUCAGAGCCUGGCCAAUAAAAUCAUCACACACAUGAAGUCCUCAAGAAGCCUCUACAUCAUGUGCUACAUCCCAGUCUUCUGCUGGAUCUCAGCCACUGUUCUCAAGAGAAUGUUGGGUGAAGCAGAGAGUGGAGAGAUCCCCAAGACUCUGACUCAGAUGUUCACACACUUCCUGAUCUUUCAGAUCAAACGCAAGGAGCAAAAGUACCAUCAGAAAUGUGAGCCUGAUCCUCAGCAGACCAGAGAGAGUAUCCUGGCACUGGGAAAACUGGCUUUCCAACAGCUGGAGAAAGGAAACCUGAUCUUCUAUGAGGAAGACCUGAGAGAGUGUGGCAUUGAUGUGAGAGAAGUAUCAGUGUACUCAGGAGUGUGUACCCAAAUCUUCAGAGAGGAGUUUGGGCUUCACCUGGGGAUGGUCUUCAGCUUUGUACAUCUGAGCGUUCAGGAGUUUCUGGCUGCUUUAUACACAUUUCUCUGCUUUAUUUUUACAAAGACAAAUGUGCUCGGGAAUCAACCUCCUGGACUUUUUAAUUUCUUCAGAAAGUCAAACAUGUCUGAUUUCCUCAGGAGCGCAGUGGACAAGGCCUUACAGAGUGAGAAUGGACACCUGGACCUGUUCCUCCGCUUCCUUCUGGGUCUCUCACUGGAAUCCAAUCAGACUCUCUUACGAGGCUUGAUGCCCCAGACAGGAAGUAGCUCUCACAGCAAACAGGAAACAAUCGAAUACAUCAAGAAGAUGAUCAGGGAGAAUCCAUCUCCAGAGAAAUCCAUCAAUCUGUUCCACUGUCUGAAUGAACUGAAUGAUCAUUCUCUCGUGCAGGAAGUACAACGCUACCUGAACAGAAGCGAUUCCUGGUGUCUCAGUGGAACCAGACUCUCUCCUGCUCAGUGGUCAGCUCUGGUGUUUGUGUUACUGAACUCAGAACAGGAGCUGGAUGAGUUUAAUUUGAGUAAAUAUGACCCAUCAGAGGAAUGUCUUCUGAAGCUGAUUCCAGUGGUCAAAGCCUCCAGAAGAGCUGAUCUGUGUGUGUGUGAUCUGACCGAGGAAAGCUGUAGAGUUCUGUCCUCAGUUCUCAGCUCAAACUCCUCCAGACUGAAAGAACUGGACCUGAGGGGCAAUAACCUGCAGGAUUCAGGAGUGAAGCUGCUCUCUGCUGGACUGGAGAAUCCACACUGUACACUGGAGAUACUGAGUCUGCGUGGGUGUAAACUGACAGAGGAAAGCUGUAGAGUUCUGUCCUCAGUUCUCAGCUCAAACUCCUCCAGACUGAGAGAACUGGACCUGAGGGACAAUAACCUGCAGGAUUCAGGAGUGAAGCUGCUCUCUGCUGGACUGGAGAAUCCACACUGUACACUGGAGAAACUGAGUCUGAGUGGGUGUAAUCUGACAGAGGAAAGCUGUAGAGUUCUGUCCUCAGUUCUCAGCUCAAACUCCUCCAGACUGAGAGAACUGAACCUGAGUGCCAAUAACCUGCAGGAUUCAGGAGUGAAGCUGCUCUCUGCUGGACUGGAGAAUCCACACUGUACACUGGAGACACUGAGUCUGCGUGGGUGUAAUCUGACAGAGGAAAGCUGUAGAGUUCUGUCCUCAGUUCUCAGCUCAAACUCCUCCAGACUGAGAGAACUGGACCUGAGGGACAAUAACCUGCAGGAUUCAGGAGUGAAGCUGCUCUCUGCUGGUCUGGAGAAUCCACACUGUACACUGGAGACACUGAGUCUGUGUCGGUGUCAACUGACAGAGGAAAGCUGUAGAGUUCUGUCCUCAGUUCUCAGCUCAAACUCCUCCAGACUGAGAGAACUGAACCUGAGGGGCAAUAACCUGCAGGAUUCAGGAGUGAAGCUGCUCUCUGCUGGACUGGAGAAUCCACACUGUACACUGGAGAAACUGAGUCUGCGUGGGUGUAAUCUGACAGAGGAAAGCUGUAGAGUUCUGUCCUCAGUUCUCAGCUCAAACUCCUCCAGACUGAGAGAACUGGACCUGAGGGGCAAUAACCUGCAGGAUUCAGGAGUGAAGCUGCUCUCUGCUGGACUGGAGAAUCCACACUGUACACUGGAGACACUGAGGUUGUCUCACUGCAGGAUUACAGGUGAAGGUUUUGCUGCUCUGGUUUCAGCUCUGAGGUCAAAUCCCUCAUCACACCUGAGAGAACUGGAUCUGAACUGGAAUAAUCCAGGAGAAUCAGGAGUGAAGCUGCUCUCUGAUCUACUGAAGGAUCCACACUGUACACUGGAGACACUACAUCUGCGUUGGUGUAAUCUGACAGAGGAAAGCUGUAGAGUUCUGUCCUCAGUUCUCAGCUCAAACUCCUCCAGACUGAGAGAACUGGACCUGAGGGGCAAUAACCUGCAGGAUUCAGGAGUGAAGCUGCUCUCUGCUGGACUGGAGAAUCCACACUGUACACUGGAGAUACUGAGUCUGUGUGGGUGUAAACUGACAGAGGAAAGCUGUAGAGUUCUGUCCUCAGUUCUCAGCUCAAACUCCUCCAGACUGAGAGAACUGAACCUGAGUGACAAUAACCUGCAGGAUUCAGGAGUGAAGCUGCUCUCUGCUGGACUGGAGAAUCCACACUGUACACUGGAGAUACUGAGUCUGUGUGUGUGUGAUCUGACAGAGGAAAGCUGUAGAGUUCUGUCCUCAGUUCUCAGCUCAAACUCCUCCAGACUGAGAGAACUGGACCUGAGGGACAAUAACCUGCAGGAUUCAGGAGUGAAGCUGCUCUCUGCUGGACUGGAGAAUCCACACUGUACACUGGAGAUACUGAGUCUGUGUUGGUGUGAUCUGACAGAGGAAAGCUGUAGAGUUCUGUCCUCAGUUCUCAGCUCAAACUCCUCCAGACUGAGAGAACUGGACCUGAGGGACAAUAACCUGCAGGAUUCAGGAGUGAAGCUGCUCUCUGCUGGACUGGAGAAUCCACACUGUACACUGGAGACACUGAGUCUGCGUGGGUGUAAACUGACAGAGGAAAGCUGUAGAGUUCUGUCCUCAGUUCUCAGCUCAAACUCCUCCAGACUGAGAGAACUGAACCUGAGUGACAAUAACCUGCAGGAUUCAGGAGUGAAGCUGCUCUCUGCUGGACUGGAGAAUCCACACUGUACACUGGAGACACUGAGUCUGUAUCGGUGUCAACUGACAGAGGAAAGCUGUAGAGUUCUGUCCUCAGUUCUCAGCUCAAACUCCUCCAGACUGAGAGAACUGGACCUGAGGGGCAAUAACCUGCAGGAUUCAGGAGUGAAGCUGCUCUCUGCUGGACUGGAGAAUCCACACUGUACAUUGGAGACACUGAGGUUGUCGAACUGCAGGAUUACAGGUGAAGGUUUUGCUGCUCUGGUUUCAGCUCUGAGGUCAAAUCCCUCAUCACACCUGAGAGAACUGGAUCUGAACUGUAAUAAUCCAGGAGAAUCAGGAGUGAAGCUGCUCUCUGAUCUACUGAAGGAUCCACACUGUACACUGGAGACACUACAUCUGACAGAACUGAAUCUCAGUGGAAAUAACCUGCAGGAUUCAGGAGUGAAGCUGCUCUCUGCUGGACUGGAGAAUCCACACUGUACACUGGAGAAACUGAGGUGUCCAGAUGAAGAAGAGCUUCAGGAUUCUGAUGAACAACCCAGACACCAGAAAACCAACAAACAGCAUGAACAAAACCAGAAGUUGCAGCAGGAGAACAGAGAGCAGAAGCAUUCAGUCAUCACAGAGGUAUUCAUCCCUGAAUUAGUGAAACACGGUGAUGACGGCGGUGCAUACAGAUUUCGUUGCUCUCGUGCUGGUCAGUUUCACUGCAAAUUGACCAACCUUGGCUUUGAGAUGAAAGAGAAUGGGGAAGUGCUGUACACAGUCGUGUCCUGGGAUAACGGUCAGUUGCAGGGCCUGGGCCAAUUCCAGCCUGCAGGACCCCUGUACAACAUCAACUGCUCUGAAGGUUCAAUUCUUUAUCUGCAUUUCCCACACUGCGAGAUACAAACAGAUCACAAUCAGAUUGAACUGGCUGUGGCACAUUUCAUUGAGGGUAAUGUGGAGAUCAUUCAGCCCCUGGAAAUAACAAACACACACGUGAUCUUGGAAGUCCAAGGUCUCUCCUUGUUUGGCCUGAUUAUAAAAAGGAUCUUUGGGGGAAAACCCAUCAGUGCUCAAAUCCUUCUCUUCUACAAAGAAAUGAUUGGAAAGAAGGAAAGGAGGAGAAAACUGGAUAUUCACUUGUUGCCCGGAAAUGUGCCAGUUGAAGAGGUGCGGAAACAACACCAGUGCAGCACAUACAUUCCUUGCAGCUCCAUAUGUGAACUGACGCCUGGUAAAAAAUACAGACCACUCUGUGAACCUCAUAAAUCCCAGCCAAAGGUUAAGAAAUUUCUCUGUGACUAUGGACCCAACUAUCACAUCACAUUUGAGGUGAUCCUUAAGACGGAGGUUGAAGACCUCACAUUAGGUCUUUCAAAUGAAAUUGGUGAGGAGGUGUGGGAGCCUUGUCAGGUCUUUCUUCCAGUGAAUAGUCGAAAAGCAGCUCCAGUUGUAAUGGAUGAAGGUGUUGAAUUUGUAGAUAAAUACAGAGACACGCUCAUACAGAGAGUUGCAUCAGUACUGGAAAUAGCAGACGCUCUACUCGCCAAGAAAAUCAUCACCAGUGAAAUGUACAGUGUUCUCAUCGAGGCAACAACACCACAGGAGAAAAUGAGGAAAUUGUACAGAUUUCUCGACUCAGGAGGAAGAGCUGCCAAAGCAGAAUUCUAUAAAGUCCUGAAGGAGAAGGAGCUUCUUGUAGUGAAUGACCUGGAGUCAGGAUUCGAAUAAUGCAACACUGUCACGAUAAAAAUUAGUCCUUAAUGUGUCAGUUUUUUUAUACUCAAUGAUAUGAGCCGGGCGGCACAGUGGUGUAGUGGUUAGCGCUGUCGCCUCACAGCAAGAAGGUCCUGGGUUCGAGCCCCGUGGCCGGCGAGGGCCUUUCUGUGCGGAGUUUGCAUGUUCUCCCCGUGUCCGCGUGGGCUUCCUCCGGGUGCUCCGGUUUCCCCCACAGUCCAAAGACAUGCAGGUUAGGUUAACUGGUGACUC
Molecule: messenger RNA, 6378 nt
Organism: Neoarius graeffei (lesser salmon catfish)
Lineage: Eukaryota; Metazoa; Chordata; Actinopteri; Siluriformes; Ariidae
Exons: 30
Coding region: 58-6120 (2020 amino acids)
Biological process (GO): innate immune response; inflammatory response; regulation of apoptotic process
Molecular function (GO): protein binding
Source: RefSeq, a predicted model, not a curated record